AUGACCAAGUUACCAGAAGGACUAAAAAAGAGAAAAAAGGAGCGAGAAGCCCAACAAAUUAAUACACAGUGCCAGUGUGACUCUGCCUUGAAAGAAGUCAAACUGUCUGAGAUACUGUCAGCUUCCAGUGUCUGGAAGAAGCAACAUGAUAGAGUGGUUGAAGGAAAUACAAGGUUAGAAAUUCAAACAGAAGAUCUUAAGAAGCAGAUCACAAGGCUUUUGGAAGAACUGAAAAGAAAGGAGGAAUGGAGAAGAAACUCAGAUGAGGAGAUCCUUGGAAAGCUAAAUGCUGUUGAUUCUGAAAAUGAAAAGAUUUACCUUGAAAAUGAAAAAUUAAAGGCUUCCCUUGUCACAUUGGAAAGCAAUACUGUUUCUGUUGGAAAUGAGCUGCAAAAUCUUCAAGAAAAGGCAAAACUGCAGGAAAACCUUGUUGAAUAAUAUAAAAAUCAGGUACAAGAAUUACAAACAGCAGUAGAAGAACUGAAAUCCAGAUAUGCAACAGUCUUAAAUGAAAACAAAAGAAUAAUAGAAGACAAAAGCUUGGAAGUAGAUCAGGUGAGGGACAAUGUGGAGCCUGAGUUAAAGGAGUUAGAACAUGGUUUUGAGUUGCUGAAAGCACCUGAGGAAAAGCAGCAAUCCUCUCAGAAAAAGCUUGUAUGGGAAAGGAUCCAUGCACACAAAUGCAAAACCCUUAGGGAGCUGCAGGUUCAGGAGGAAUGCAGUGCAACUUGUGUGGGCAGUCAUUCCUCAGAAGAGGAAAACUGUAACACUGAGGAGAAAUAUGAAGAUCUUAAAAGGCAAUUAGAAAAGAUGGAGAUUGAACAUAAAGAACUUGCUUGUCAGCUCCAAAAGGAAGAUGAGAGUCUGCAGUGCAGUCAGUUGCAGCUUGAAGAGAAAAUUGCAGAAUAUAAUGGAUUAACCAGACAACUGGAAUCGGCUUUGGAGGAAGAGAGAAAAAUGGUGGCUGAAGAACUGGAAAAGAUGUCAUGCAGAGAACAAGCCCUUCGGACGAAGAUGCGGUUUCUUGAGGCUGAAGUGAGAGAGGGGCAAGAAAAGAAAACCCAACUCCUCUGCAUAUUUCACCACAACAAAAAAUGCCAUGAAGUACAUCUGAAGGAGCUGGAGAACACUCAGAAGUCGGAGAACAAGAGCCAGAGCAUGCAGAAUCACGUGCAGCUCCUGAGAGCUUCCUACACCAUCACGUUUGGCUGAAUUCUGGAUUGGAUUCCCAAGGUUUGGCUCUCGGCCUUGCUGCAGGCAGGGCAGACUGCAGGACAGCAGCGAUAGGUGUGUAAGGGCAGGCUGUGUGCACAGAGCUGUGCGGUGCUCUGUGCAUUUACUGUGCGUUAGGUCCUGUGCUCUAAAACCUUGCGUGUAUCCUUUAGCCCAUGGUAAAAACAGGGGAUCACAGACUGCCCUUCAGUUCACGUCGGGGAAAAGAGCAGCCAUGGGUGGGUUGCACAGGACUUUGCCUGUUUUAGUUAUUAGUAGUUAGAUGAUAUUCAUCAGACCUCACACUUCUGUAACUGUAGAAAUCCGGUUGCCCAAGAUAAUGACACCUGUCCUGUUACGAGAGACAAGAAUCUAAGGAGCAUUCGGUUCCCUUCCUUUCUUUUCCCUGUAGCUCAGCACCAAUGCAGCAUGCAUGGCUGCUCUGCAGGAGAUGGAAGCCAUCACAAGGCUGCCCCAUCCAGCCUUUUUCCCACACAUCCCAUUAUGGCCUGGAGUACACUGUAGUGAUAUUUUGCAAAUAGAAGUAAGAAAGUAUUUCAGAUACAGAUGGACUUUGAGCUCUGAAUGUGCUGAUGGAGCCUUUCACAGGGGCACAGCUGCAGUCAGGUACUGAAGUGUUUGUGUACAAGAACUGCUGUCACUGAAGUCAGACUGACUUAACUCUCGGGUUGCACCCAUGUUAACUAUUCAGCUGAUACAGGGCUAAUACAAAACCCAGUUCUCACUGAGAAAGUCACUGAUUUAUAGACAUGCUGGGAGAUGUUUGUCAAAAAGUAGUACUUUCAGUUCAAAAUAAGCAAUUUAGAACGUGUAUUUAUCUGGUUUUUGACUGGAAAUGUAAGUUAGCUCAUGCACGGACACUUCCUGUUCGUUAAAUGUAGCAUUUCAUUGGUAGUUACAAUGUGUAGAAUGUUGAUGUGUUUUUCUUUCUUUGCAAUACUUCUCCAUCCUGACAAAUACUGAUCUGUGUUAAUGAGAUGCCUGUGUGCACU
Molecule: messenger RNA, 2225 nt
Organism: Neopsephotus bourkii (Bourke's parrot)
Lineage: Eukaryota; Metazoa; Chordata; Aves; Psittaciformes; Psittacidae
Gene: ODF2L
Product: outer dense fiber of sperm tails 2 like
Biological process (GO): negative regulation of cilium assembly
Cellular component (GO): centrosome; ciliary basal body
Source: RefSeq, a predicted model, not a curated record